CUUUGACCCUACAAAAUUGAAGAUGGUGUUGCUAUGGAAACUGCUGCUGCUGCAGUCACUUAUGGGGUGCCUUGCAGAGAGCGGUGUCCUGCAGAGCCCUGUCUUCACCAAGCAGCCCGGCAGCAUCGUGUAUCCCGUGGAGACUGUGGCGAAGAGCAGGGAGGUGGUGUUCAGCUGUGAAGCCCAGGGAAGCCCACCACCCAUCUACCGGUGGAAACUGAAUGGCACAGAAAUCAGUCCCAAAUCUGGAUCUCACUACAGCCUGUCUGGAGGCAACCUCCGAAUCAACCGUCUGAACAAGGACCAAGACGCUGGAACGUACCAGUGCCUCGCUUCCAACUCUUUUGGGAUCAUCGUCAGCCGAGAGGCCAGUCUAACCUUUGCAUACUUGGAAAACUUCAAGACUCACAGAAGAAGCUCCGUAUCAGUCCGCGAGGGUCAAGGAGUGGUUCUGCUGUGCGGCCCUCCACCGCAUUCUGGAGAUCUUGUGUUUUCCUGGAUCUUUAACGAGUACCCGACGUUUGUGAAGCAGGACACUCGCCGAUUCAUCUCGCAGGAGACGGGGAACCUGUACAUCGCCAAGGUGGAGCCCUCAGAUGUUGGAAACUACACCUGUGUGGUGACCAACACCGUCACAAAGACCCGAGUCCAGGGUCCGCCCACUCCACUAGUGCUCCGCAGUGACGGUGUGAUGGGUGAAUACGAGCCAAAGAUUGAAGUUCAGUUUCCGGAGGUCGUUCAUGUUGCCAAAGGAUCCACUGUGAAGCUGGAAUGCUUCGCUCUGGGAAACCCCGUCCCAUCUAUAAGCUGGAGGAGAGUGGACGCUGUACCCUUCCCCAGGAAAGUGGACAUGAGGAAAGCCAGCGGCGUCCUGGAAAUCCCAUACUUCCAGCAGGAGGACGCCGGCACGUACGAGUGUGUGGCGGAGAACUCCAGGGGAUUGAACACUGUAAAAGGGAAGCUCUCUUUCUACGCCCCUCCUCAUCUCAUCGAGAAACCCCAAGAUGCCCAGAAGCUCAUCGAUGACUCGUUGGUGUGGGAGUGCAAAGCCACAGGGAAGCCAAAGCCUUCUUACAGGUGGAUGAAAAAUGGAGAGAACCUGGAGCCUGUAGAGGAGCGCAUACAGGUUGCCAACGGAGCGUUGUCAAUCAGUCGCCUGACCCUGACUGACACAGGAAUGUACCAAUGCGUGGCUGGGAAUAAGCACGGCGAGGUCUACUCCAACGCAGAGCUCCGGGUUAUAGCCGUUGCCCCAGAUUUCUCACACAACCAACUGCGGAGCCAGACGCUGGUGAAGGUUGGAGGAGAUGUGCUCAUCGAGUGCAAGCCCAAGAUGUCUCCUUGGGGCGAGAUCUCCUGGCGGAAGGGCAGCGAGCCGCUCCAAGAAAGUAACAGGGUCUCCAUCUUGGACAACGGUAACCUUCGGGUAUGGAAUGCAACCAAGUCUGAUGCAGGCCUCUACACCUGUGUGGCAAGAAACCAGUUUGGUGUGGCAAGCAGCACAGGAAGCGUCACUGUCAAAGAGCCGACCGUCAUCACCACGCUGCCAGCCACGCUGGACAUCACCGUGGGGGAGAGCGUGGUCCUGCCCUGUCAAGUGAGCCACGACCCAUCCCUGGAGCUCAAGUUCACCUGGUUCUUCAAUGAGCAGCUCAUCCACUUCGGGAACAACGGUGGAUUCUUUGAAAAAGUGGGAGGCCAUUCGGCAGGAGACAUUAUGAUACGAAACAUCCAGCUGAGGCAUGCAGGGAAGUACACGUGCGCCGUGCAAACGAAGGUGGACAGCAUUUCCAUUGCUGCCGACCUGGUUGUCAGAGGUCCCCCGGGGCCCCCCACCAGCAUCCAUGUAGAAGAAAUCACUGAUACCACAGCCUCUCUGUCCUGGAGGCCUGGUCCCGAUAAUCACAGUCCAAUUACGGCAUACACCAUCCAGGCCAGGACACCAUUUUCCCUCGGGUGGCAGGCUGUCACCACAGUUCCUGAGGUGGUGGGGGGCCACCGGCUGACAGCUACAGUAAUAGACCUGAGCCCUUGGGUGGAGUAUGAGUUUCGAGUCCUGGCAAGCAACACCAUCGGGACCGGCGAGCCCAGCAAGCCAUCUAAACAAGCAAGGACGAAGGGGACCUCUCCGAAGGUCACACCAGCUAAUGUGAGUGGAGGCGGUGGCAGUCGCUCCGAAUUAGUCAUCACAUGGGAGCCGGUUCCAGAGGAGCUGCAGAAUGGACCAGGUUUCGGCUAUGUGGUGGCUUUUCGACCCCACGGUGCCACAGGAUGGAUGCAGGCCGCCGUACCUUCUGCUGAAGCAUCCAGAUACGUCUUUAAAAACGAGAGCAUCCAGCCCUUCUCGCCUUUCCAUGUGAAGGUCGGGGUUUACAACAACGAGGGGGAGGGGCCAUUUGGACCUGUUACCACUAUCAACUCCGCUGAGGAAGAGCCCGGACGAGCUCCCACCAGGGUCCGUGCCAAGAGCCUCUCUGCAUCCGAGAUUGAAGUUUUGUGGAAGGCUCUCCCCUGGAAUGCCAGCAAAAAAAGAGUCCUGGGCUAUGAGCUGAGGUACUGGAGUAGAAGUGAAAGGGAAGACACGGCCAGUGUGCAAAAGACUGCAGGAAAUCAAACAUCUACUAUUAUCCGCGGGGUGAAAGGCAGCACCACAUAUUACAUCUCAGUGAGGGCGUAUAACACUGCUGGAACGGGGCCUCCCAGCACCACGGUCAAUGUUACCACCAAGAAACCACCGCCCAGUCAGCCACCAGUUAAAGUGAUGUGGAACACAUCAAAUUCCAAGAUUAUAUUGAACUGGGAGCAGGUCAAGGCCCUCGAGAACGAGUCCGAGGUCACCGGUUACAAAGUGCUGUACAAGAAGAAUCGACACAGCCGCCCCAACGUCAUGGAAACCAACACGACCUCUGUGGAGCUCGCCCUGCCCACUGAUGAGGAUUAUAUCAUCCAGAUAAAGCCAUUUGGAGAGGGAGGGGAAGGCAGCAGUAGCAGGCAGAUCACCAUCCCAAGGAUACCAGGCCCCAACGCAGUCGGCUCAGCAUCCAAGGUCUCCACUCUAUCAGCCCUCAGUACAAUAGCGCUGUCUUUCACAGCACGGACAUCUUUAUGACAAACAGCUCUCAGCAGACGUUGCAUCUGAUGUGGAGACAGCUUAACGCAAACACAGCCCACUCUGGUGUAACUAGAUCCAUUCAUCUAGAUUUUAGAGGCAAAAAGAAGAAACAAAAAAAAAAAAAAAUACGCCAUUGAGAUGACAGGGAAGGAGUCCCCUUCAG
Anoplopoma fimbria (sablefish) is the source of this 3275-nucleotide messenger RNA. RefSeq names its product contactin 4 (gene cntn4). The record is from RefSeq and is a predicted model, not a curated record. Gene Ontology annotation, molecular function: protein binding. Bases 23 to 3109 code for a protein of 1028 amino acids. Lineage: Eukaryota; Metazoa; Chordata; Actinopteri; Perciformes; Anoplopomatidae. The transcript has 22 exons.